AUGCCCGCUCCGGUGAUUUUGCUGGCUUGCGGUUGCUACAACCCAGUCACCUAUAUGCACCUUAGAAUGUUCGAAAUCGCCCGGGAUUAUUUGCACAAGAUGGGCCAAUAUGAAGUAGUGGGAGGUAUAAUUUCUCCUGUACACGACGCUUAUGGGAAAAAGGGGCUGGCGCCAGCGGCGCACCGUUUAGGGAUGCUCAAAUUAGCCCUAAAAGACAGCAAUUGGAUCAAAGUUUCCGAUUACGAGGCCAAAGAAGAGAGUUGGACAAGGACAAAAAAUGUUUUACAAUUUCAUCAAAACCAAGUUAACGCCUUUUUGCACUCAAAUGUCAACGAAGAAGAACUAAAAUGGCUGCCUGACAGUGUAAAAACGUCAAACUAUAACAACAUUGUUGUCAAGUUGCUUUGUGGAGGUGAUUUAUUGGAGUCUUUUGGCACCCCAAACUUGUGGGCAAAUGAAGAUAUUGAGGCAAUUGUAGGGCAACAUGGCUUAAUAGUAAUAACACGCAGCAAUACCAACCCUAAUGAGUUUGUUUAUAACUCAGACAUUUUAACCAAACUAAUGCCCCAAAUCCAAAUAGUAACAGAAUGGAUCAGUAACGAAAUAAGUUCAACGCGGAUCAGAACAGCUCUGAGACGCUCAGAAUCGGUCAAGUAUUUAAUCCCUGAUCAAGUGAUUGAUUAUAUUUACAAAAAUCAAUUGUAUGGGGCCAAAAAUAAAACAGCGUAA
Ceutorhynchus assimilis (cabbage seed weevil) is the source of this 729-nucleotide messenger RNA. NCBI's taxonomy places the organism in Eukaryota, Metazoa, Arthropoda, Insecta, Coleoptera, Curculionidae. The record is from the annotation of a GenBank genome assembly.